Erythranthe guttata (spotted monkey flower) is the source of this 1904-nucleotide messenger RNA. The record is from RefSeq and is a predicted model, not a curated record. Lineage: Eukaryota; Viridiplantae; Streptophyta; Magnoliopsida; Lamiales; Phrymaceae.
GAGAGGAGAGAGAGAGAGGAGAGAGAGAGAGAUAUUUUGUUUCUUCACCACUUGGAAUCAAAACCCACAAACUUAAGGACAAAGCUUAGCACACUACACAGUAGUCAUCGUACAAAAUCACAUGAAGUGUUAACAUCAUCUUUGGACCACCGCCCCACCACCACCACCCCACCACCCUCUCCCCCGACCGCUACCUCAGGCUGCCUCCUCCGCCCCCGCACGCCGAAAAUAAAAAACCCCCCUUUUUCCAGCCUAAGAAAAAAAAAAUGCCUCCGUUUAUGUACUGUUAAUUAAGACAGCAGCCAUCACUCAUUACCAGUAAGUAUAAGUAGUCUCCAGAUUCUUCGGCAGAUUGUCUCAGUGUACUUGAAACAUUCCUCAGUGUUGUGUCUCUCACUCCUCGCAACCAGCUUUUCUGUUUUUAACGGAUUCUCUGCUCUCUGAGAUUCUUGAAAAAGCGAAAAAAAAAAAAUAGAUAUUGCCGAUUAGUUUUCGUUCGAGAAGGGAAAGAUGAGUGGAACAGCAGCACCAGUGAUGGCUGUGGGAGUGGGAGGGGGUGAAAUGGGGUACGGGGGGUUUACGCCCCCGUUCACAGCAAUGCAGUGGCAAGAGCUUGAGCAGCAAGCCAUGAUAUACAAGUACUUGGUCGCUGGCAUGCCGGUCCCACCGGAUCUUGUUAUGCCCAUUCGUCGUAGCUUAGAAGCACUCUCCGCCCGCUUCUUCAACCACCCCGCCAUGGGCUAUUGUUCGUAUUAUGGGAAGAAAUUCGAUCCGGAGCCAGGAAGAUGCCGGAGAACCGACGGGAAAAAAUGGAGGUGCUCGAAAGACGCACACUCGGACUCGAAAUACUGCGAGCGACACAUGCACAGAGGUCGCAACCGUUCAAGAAAGCCUGUGGAAUCAACCCAAUCUAACACUACUUCUCAGCCCUUUUCGACUGCAAUGUCGAACAUCUCAACUAGUAACAACAACAACAACAACGGUAGCUUCUUAAGCAAUGGUGGCGGAAGCUUCCAAGACAUGCAGCCGUUGUACUCUGCUGUUCGUUCGGAAGGACUGACUUUCGAGAGCAGUGUGAAGAAGCUGCAAAUGGAAACUAAUGCCUAUGCUGCGAUGGAUAAUAAGGACUUCAGGUACAUUCAUGGACUGGCUACUGAUGCGGACGACAGUAGUUUCUCUCCGGAAGCUUCUAGAAGCAUGGGAUUAGGUUCAUCUGCAGGCAGCAGCAGCAGCACAUGGCGUCUGACGCCUUCUCAGUAUUCGUCGAGCUCCCUUUUCAAGCAGAGAUCCGAUCCUCCGCUGCUGGACCACCAUUACUCCCCUGCUCCACAAACUAUGCCGCCUCGUGGCUUCCACUCCACUGAUAUCAACUUCUCGAAACCAAACCAGCAGCAGCAUUGCUUCUUCGGGAGUGAUAAUAACGGGAUAGGAAUGAAACAGGAGAAUCAGCAACAACAACCUGUGCAUCUUUUCUUCAGUGAGUGGCCCACAACUAAGGAAUCUCAGUCGAAUCUCGACGAAGAAGGAUCUAAUCCGAGUGUGUUUUCGUCUACUCAGCUCUCUAUCUCGAUUCCUAGUGCCUCUUCUAGUUUCUCUUCGAGGAGUGCUUACUCUGCUAACGAUGAUUGAAGGUGGAUAGAUGAUUAGAAAAAACUUGAAGUCAAAUCGGACUUUGCUGCUUGUUGAUUCGUGUAUUUGAAGAAAGAACGGUUAUGCUGUGAUUUGUUGUACGAGGUUUGUGUACUGUAAUAAGUGUGUGACUUGUGAUGUUUUGAUUUGUCUGUCAUUUGUUUUCAGCAAUUUUCUCUCAAGUGAAACUGCUUAUGUUGUGUUGUUGGAUUGAUGCUUUGUUUGAAUUCUGGUUCUUGAAUAAAUGUACUCUAAAUCACUUUUUUGCUUAUUCC